CAUUUUGUCCAUACCACAUUGGUCACUUCUCCAUUGUUGGCCUGGGCUUUGAAGAAUAUGUUCAAGCAUCUCACUUUGAAGGCCUGAUUACAACUAUAGUUGGAUACGUUCUGCUAGCAGUGACUCUAAUUAUUUGCCAUGGUUUGGCAGCUCUUGUUAAGUUUCAGCGAUCACGUCGUUUAUUAGGAGUUUGCUAUAUUGUUGUCAAGGUUUCCUUGUUAGUAGUGGUGGAAAUUGGUGUGUUUCCUCUCAUCUGUGGCUGGUGGCUGGAUAUAUGCUCUUUGGAAAUGUUCGAUGCCACUUUGAAAGACAGAGAAUUGAGCUUUCAGUCUGCCCCAGGUACCACAAUGUUUCUGCACUGGUUAGUUGGGAUGGUUUACGUCUUUUAUUUUGCAUCCUUCAUCCUUUUACUGAGGGAGGUAUUGAGACCUGGUGUCUUAUGGUUUCUCAGGAAUUUGAAUGAUCCAGACUUUAAUCCUGUGCAGGAAAUGAUUCACUUGCCCAUUUAUAGACAUCUCAGGAGAUUUAUCUUAUCAGUGAUUGUCUUUGGAUCAAUUGUACUGCUCAUGCUCUGGCUUCCUAUACGCAUUAUUAAAUAUCUUCUGCCUAACUUUCUUCCAUAUAAUGUUAUGCUUUACAGUGAUGCUCCAGUAAGUGAGCUUUCCCUAGAGCUCCUUCUGCUUCAGGUGGUGCUUCCAGCUUUGCUAGAACAAGGGCAUACAAGGCAGUGGUUGAAAGGUCUUGUACGAGCAUGGACUGUUACUGCUGGAUACUUGCUGGAUCUCCAUUCUUACCUACUUGGAGACCAGGAAGAGAAUGAAAACAACGCAAACCAGCAACCUAAUAACCAGCAUGCUCGCAAUAAUAAUGCCAUUCCAGUUGUGGGAGAAGGUCUUCAUGCAGCCCAUCAAGCCAUACUUCAACAAGGAGGACCUGUGGGUUUCCAGCCUUAUCGUAGGCCUUUAAAAUUCCCGCUCAGGAUAUUUCUUUUGAUUGUUUUCAUGUGCAUAACAUUACUGAUUGCUAGUCUUAUCUGCCUUACCUUACCAGUAUUUGCUGGCCGAUGGUUAAUGUCAUUUUGGACGGGGACUGCCAAAAUCCAUGAGCUGUACACAGCUGCAUGUGGUCUUUAUGUAUGUUGGCUAACUAUCCGAGCAGUGACAGUGCUGGUGGCCUGGAUGCCACAGGGUCGUCGAGUGAUUUUUCAGAAGGUUAAAGAAUGGUCUCUCAUGAUAAUGAAGACAUUAAUAGUGGCUAUACUGCUAGCUGGCGUGGUUCCACUUCUACUUGGUCUUCUGUUUGAACUGGUCAUCGUUGCACCUUUGAGGGUUCCUUUGGAUCAGACACCUCUCUUCUAUCCUUGGCAGGACUGGGCUCUUGGAGUUCUGCAUGCCAAAAUAAUUGCUGCCAUAACACUGAUGGGUCCCCAGUGGUGGCUGAAAACUGUUAUUGAACAGGUAUAUGCAAAUGGGAUUCGCAACAUCGAUUUACACUUCAUAAUCCGUAAACUGGCAGCACCUGUAAUCUCUGUUCUGUUGCUUUCCCUGUGUGUACCAUACAUCAUAGCCUCUGGUGUUGUACCUUUAUUAGGAGUUACUGCUGAAAUGCAAAACCUCGUUCAGCGACGGAUUUAUCCUUUUCUGCUUAUGGUGGUGGUUUUGAUGGGAAUUCUCUCCUUCCAAGUCCGCCAGUUCAAGCGCCUUUAUGAACAUAUUAAAAAUGACAAGUACCUUGUUGGGCAACGACUUGUGAAUUACGAACGGAAGUCUGGUAAACAAGGCACAUCAACAACUCCACCUCAGUCUUCGCAAGAAUAGAUGGUCAUAUUAAACAUCUUGACCUUCCCUUUGCCUUUACAUGUCCUUUUUUUCAUAGACUCUUCUUCAGUCUUUGGAUAUCUCUCCCAGUAAUGCUCUCAGCAGUGUUUUGGCUUCUGUUAAUAGCAUACAGAUAGCAGUUAAGGCUCUGUUCCUUAUCUGCAUUUCUCUGAUGUUAUCAAUGCUGUCUGAGGUCUGUAUAUGUGUAAAUAGAAGUAUCCUGACACCCUAAAACCUUGGAUUAAAAAGAAUGUGCAUUGUACAUCUUUAAAAAAGUAUAUUAAUUUAUUAAAUCUAGUUGUCACUUUAUUUUGGACUGCUGUUCUGUUGACAAUGUGCCACAAAGCAAUAGUGCAAAGAGGCAAGAUGUUUUUAUAAAAUUUGGAGCUUACUUUAUGGCAUUCAUAACAGUUCUUACUGUAGUAAUAUAGUAUGAGUUUUCAUGAGUGGAAAAGCCACACAGAGAAUAUCAGAAGUAAGUAACUGUCUUACAGUCAGCAAUGAAGUGGCUGUGGUGAGAACAUAAUGAACUAUGUAUCUUGCUGUCAAGUCUUUUUUAUUAUUUUGUAUAACACCAAAGCUGUUGUACAUUUUUCUAUUGCCUGAUUGUUUUUCAUGUGUCUGAGUUUGUAAUAUUGUACAGUUGCUGUUAAAUCAAGAAAAUACUUCCUCUUCUGAGAAUUCAAGAUGUACUUGUUGAGACUCAGCUGGGUGUUUCUGUUGGGGGGCGGGUGUGGGGGGAGGAAGCAAGGGGGGCGGUAUUGGCUUUAGGAAUCAGGAUUUCCUGAACUGAAACAGUAAACAAAAAAAUUUACUAAGGUUAGGUGAUGGAAGCAUUUAAAGGUACCAAGGAAAAUUAGA
Molecule: messenger RNA, 2678 nt
Organism: Nestor notabilis (Kea)
Lineage: Eukaryota; Metazoa; Chordata; Aves; Psittaciformes; Psittacidae
Gene: MARCHF6
Product: membrane-associated ring finger (C3HC4) 6, E3 ubiquitin protein ligase
Exons: 16
Cellular component (GO): endoplasmic reticulum membrane
Source: RefSeq, a predicted model, not a curated record